Molecule: messenger RNA, 2741 nt
Organism: Cyprinodon variegatus (sheepshead minnow)
Lineage: Eukaryota; Metazoa; Chordata; Actinopteri; Cyprinodontiformes; Cyprinodontidae
Gene: casd1
Product: CAS1 domain containing 1
Exons: 18
Coding region: 204-2696 (830 amino acids)
Cellular component (GO): Golgi membrane
Molecular function (GO): N-acetylneuraminate 9-O-acetyltransferase activity
Source: RefSeq, a predicted model, not a curated record
UUACGCUGGCAGUAUUUUAAAUGCCACUGGAAACAGAAAAGACCAGACGAACACCUUGCGCACUCAAUAACUCAGGAGACGUCGAAGUUUUUAAAGUGAACUAAACGCUUUUUAAAACUUAUUUUUUUUCAUGACAGAAAAGGCGCACAGGUUUGCAGUAAAAAGUCCUUUAAAGUGUUUCCUGAACAAACAUAGCUGCGGUGAUGGAGACCGAGGAGGAGGCAGCGCCGCAGGAACCGAGGAGGACAGGUGGUGCUGCGCUGCUGGACUACACAGCUGCCUGUUGUCAUGGAGGAGCAAAGAUGGCGGUCCUGGCCUAUAGCCUGGGCAAACGCGAAAUAAAUCAACAUUUUACGAUAAAAAAUGCCAAACUGAUAUCGCUGGCGGCGGUUGUUUUGCUGCUCUUUUUCCACACGGCUUUGCGGUAUUAUGGAGGCGAAGACUCAUGUGAAUGGCUGCUGUCCAGAGGCCGCUUCUUGGGGGAGAAUGUAUGGCAGCCUUACGGCUGUAUGAUGCACAAAUACAAAAGCAAUGAAGCUAAAACAUGCCUUUCCAAGAAACGGGUGGUCUUUGCCGGUGACUCACGAAUCAGGCAGCUCUUUUAUUCCUUUGUGAAAAUUAUCGAGCCUGAGCGGGCAGAAGAAGGAAACAAGCAUGAGGACAUCUUCUUUCAAGAUGAUCAGUCCUCUGUCAAUGUGGACUUUCUUUGGUAUCCAGAGGCAAAUAACUCGAUGAAGGAGCGCUUGAUUUCUUGGACACAUGAAGCGUCAGCGAGACCUGAUGUGCUCAUCCUUGGAGCUGCCACAUGGUCCAUCAAGCUGCACAGCGGCAGCAGCGAAACCCUACAACAGUACAAAUCCAACCUGACAGCCAUUGCUUCACAUCUGGUUAGAAUGGCUGAGCAGGCAGAGGUCUACUGGGUGCUGCAAGACCCGGUAAAUGAGGGCAUGUUGAGUGAAAGCAGGAAGAUGAUCACCAACGAACAGCUGGACCUGUACAACGACGCAGCGAGGGAGGUGCUGAACAGCAGCAAAUAUGGCGGGAGGUCUCGGGUCAAGCUGCUGGCAGCGGCCCGUCAGGCCGCUCUGGAAACCAUCAUAAACUCAGACGACGGUUUACAUCUGCCAGAGGGCACAAGGAAUGUGGGCGCUUUGCUUCUCAUGAACUCCCUCUGCAACAAGCUAGUGAGACCCAUCGAUGGCUCCUGCUGCCAAACGAUUUCCCCACCGAACCUCUUCCAGAAGCUGUCAGCCUGCCUUUUCCUGGGCGCAGCCGUCGUUUUUGUUGUCCUCCACGUCCUCGGCUACAACCGCCAUCGCCGACCUGUCCACACCGACGCCGAGAGCCUGGAGGAGAAGAAGCCCACCGCUGCGUCGGCACCCCUUGGGCCAAAGGCUCCUUUCCAGGCUCUGUGCAGGAUGGGCAUCAUCAUGUUGUACUUCUACCUGUGCGACCGGGCAGACGUGUUCAUGAAGGAGCAGAAGUUCUACACCCACUCAAAGUUCUUCAUCCCUCUGGUGUACAUACUGGUGCUGGGUGUGUUUUACAGCGAGAGCAGCAAGGAGGCGAAGUUGCUCAACCGAGAGCAAACAGAUGAAUGGAAAGGCUGGAUGCAGCUUGUCAUCCUUAUCUAUCACAUCUCUGGAGCCAGUGCCUUUGUUCCCGUUUACAUGCAUGUGCGAGUAUUGGUGGCAGCAUACCUGUUCCAGACUGGUUAUGGACACUUUUCCUUUUUCUGGCUGAAAGGAGACUUUGGACUUUACAGAGUGUGUCAGGUGUUGUUCCGGCUAAACUUCCUUGUGAUGGUUCUUUGCAUUGUGAUGGACAGACCAUACCAGUUCUAUUACUUUGUCCCUUUGGUCACAUUCUGGUUUGUCAUCAUCUACGCCACGAUGGCCAUGUGGCCUCAGGUCCUUCAGAAAAGAACUAACAGUAGUGGUAUCUGGCAUCUGGGAGUUCUGGUGAAGUUACUGGGCCUUUUGCUGUUUAUCUGCUUUUUAGCCUUCUCACAGAGUUUCUUUGAGAGUGUCUUGUCAGUGUGGCCCAUCUCCAAGCUCUUCGAGCUGAAUGGAAGCAUCCAUGAGUGGUGGUUCAGAUGGAAGCUGGACCGAUUUGCUGUGAUUCACGGUAUGGUGUUUGCCUUCCUCUACCUGGUGCUGCAGAAGCGUCAGGUGCUGUCAGAGGGUAAAGGAGAGGCUCUCUUCCCUGGAAAAAUUUCCAACCUGCUCCUUUUCCUCUCUGUCGUUUCUUUUAUUACUUACUCAAUAUGGGCAAGCAGCUGUAAAACCAAAACCGAGUGCAAUGAGAUGCACCCUUUCAUCUCUGUGGUCCAGAUUUUGGCCUUCAUUCUUAUCAGGAACAUUCCUGGCUAUGCGCGCUCCGUGUACAGCUCGUUUUUCUCCUGGUUUGGAAAGAUCUCUCUGGAGCUGUUCAUAUGCCAGUACCACAUUUGGCUUGCGGCAGACACAAAAGGAAUCCUUGUCCUGAUCCCGGGGAACCCAACACUCAACAUCUUGGUCAGCACCUUCAUCUUUGUUUGCGUCGCUCACGAGGUUUCUCUCAUCACCAACGACCUGGCUCAGGUGGUCAUCCCCAAAGACAGCAUGGCCCUGCUGAGGAAGCUGGGAGCAGCAGGGGUCGUCAGUCUGAUUUUACUGCUGCUGAGCAGAGGGGACCAGCUCACGCCUGGGACCUGAAGGAUACUUAAAGAUGGGAGGGGCCAGGUUAUGGUCCGAGGUGUU